UCCUCUCCAACCUUAGCCCAUCUCCUCCGCCUUCUUCUCUUUCUGAUCAAAACCCACCAAGCCAAAAACAUAAAAAUCUCCCCCAAAAAAGAAAAAAAGGAUGGCAGUCUUAUCUUUCUUUACAUUCUUCACUUUGAUCAUCUUCCUCCACGCAGCCACAGUUUCUGCUCAGUCUCCAGCAGCAGCUCCUGCACCAUCAGCAACCAAUGUGACUGCUGUUCUUGAGAAGGCUGGUCAAUUCACCACCUUGAUUAAGCUACUUAAAAGCACCAGGAUGGCUGACCAAAUCGACACACAGCUCAGCACCUCAAACCAGGGCAUCACCCUCUUUGCACCAACUGAUAAUGCCUUUUCCAGCCUCAAAUCUGGCACGCUAAACUCCAUUUCAGAACAGCAAAAGCUGGCGCUUAUGCAAUUUCACGUCCUGCCGAAUUUCUAUUCGGUCUCACAGUUUCAAACUGUCUCCAACCCUUUGCAUACACAAGCUGGAAAUAGCAAUGAUGGCCAGUUCCCAUUAAAUGUGACCACAGCAGGGAACCAAGUGAACAUAACAACAGGGGUUGUCAAUGCAACUGUGGCUAAUACCAUAUUUACUGACAAUCAGCUAGCUGUGUAUGAGGUGGACCAGGUGCUCCUUCCUUUGAACAUUUUUGGCCCAGCAGCACCGGCUCCUGCGCCAUCUGCACCCAAAAAAAGUGUCAAAGGUGCUGAUGCCCCUUCAGGGUCAUCGGACACCGGCAGUACCCCGGAUGCAUCUGCUGCAAUGGGGCUGAAACACCAUGGAAUGGUAGCAGUAUCCAAUGGGGUAGCAGCAAUUCUUGCAGCAGUUUUCUUGUGAUGUUGAGAUGUUGAGUUGAAUUGCUGUGGUCAUCUGAACUUUUGUUUGGUUUUGUUUUGUUUUGUUUUGUUUUCUGUAUUUCUGCUAAGAAUUUUGUACAACUGUUAUGAUUUGAAAUUAAAUUGGACAUUGUUCUUUUGAAUAAACUCCUCCUCUCAA
This is a messenger RNA of Prunus mume (Japanese apricot), 997 nucleotides long. Its product is annotated as fasciclin-like arabinogalactan protein 11. Gene Ontology annotation, biological process: plant-type secondary cell wall biogenesis. Gene Ontology annotation, cellular component: plasma membrane. The record is from RefSeq and is a predicted model, not a curated record. NCBI's taxonomy places the organism in Eukaryota, Viridiplantae, Streptophyta, Magnoliopsida, Rosales, Rosaceae.